Ostertagia ostertagi is the source of this 666-nucleotide messenger RNA. Lineage: Eukaryota; Metazoa; Nematoda; Chromadorea; Rhabditida; Trichostrongylidae. The record is from the annotation of a GenBank genome assembly.
AUGCGUCGAGCGGGUGCUCUACUCGUUGGCACACAUGAUUUUAGGAACUUUUGCCAGGUAGAUAUGAAUGAAAAGCGUGUCAAAAUGUCUUUCGUUAGGGAACUGUUUGAAGUUAGUAUAGAACCUGUUAGCAGUUUCUCAACGAAUUCGAUAUCUCGUAAUGAUUUGAUAGAGUUGACUAUCAAAGGAAGCGGCUUUUUGUGGCACAUGAUACGCUUUAUUGUGACGGUACUCCAUGAAAUCGGACUAGGAAACGAGCAGCCGGAGCUUAUACUGGAACUACUCGAUGUUGAAAAAACUCCGUGUCGCCCGCACUAUAAUUUGGCUGCUGCAACUCCUCUAUGCCUCUAUGAGUGCAGGUUCGAUUCAUCAAAUCUUGAAUGGAUUCAUGACGACUACUCUUUGAAAAGGACUGUAGCUCAUCUCCAAUCAGAUUGGGCAGAUUUGCAGACGAAAGCAAGGCUCAUAGAAAAUAUGGUUAACGCGUUGACGGAGGCACCGCUUGGAGAUGGUAUUAAUUUAGAUAAAGGUCUUCUAGAGUUUACGCAGAAUGGACCAUUACCGGUGCGCUACGUGAAAUUCGCCGACAGAAAAACUUGUGACAGUAUUGAACAAAAGCGCGAGAAACUUGAGAAGAAAGCAGAAAUAGCGAAUUCUUCAGUGUAA